AUGGGUGAUACGAAUGGACAAGUAGUAGCUGGUGGCAAUGACCCAGGAAAUCGAUUGGAUCAAUUGGAUUGGCCAAGCGAUGUGUUGGUCGACAAAGAGACGGGUAGUCUCAUUAUUUGUGAUUUGUUGAAUCGACGAGUCGUACGAUGGUCUCGUCGUAGUGGUACAACUCAAGGAGAAAUCCUCCUCGACAACAUCGUUUGUUGGGGAUUGGCCAUGGAUGAUCAGAGAUAUCUAUACAUCUCUGACUACUUUAAAUCUGAAGUAAGACGAUAUCAAAUAGGAGACAAGAAUGGAACUAUCGUGGCUGGUGGUAAUGGUCAAGGUGAUGGUCUCAAUCAACUCAAUAAGGCGAGAUAUAUCUUUGUCGAUCAACAGCAGACUGUCUACGUGUCAGAGCACGGAAAUCAUCGUGUAAUGAAAUGGAAUAAAGAUGCAAAAGAAGGAAUUGUUGUCGCUGGAAGUCAAGGACAAGGAAAUGCUCUGACACAAUUGUCGUUUCCUAACGGACUGUUCGUCGAUACAUUGGGUACCAUCUAUGUGGCAGACUCGGGGAAUUUUCGAGUGAUGCGCUGGCCUAAAGAAGCGAAACAGGGCGCUGUUAUUGUAGGUGGAAAUGGUUACGGAGCAGGAGCAAAUCAGUUCUACGAACUUCAGGAUUUGUCCUUCGAUCGUCAUGGCAAUCUCUACGUUGUCGAUCAUGGGAAUAAUCGUGUUCAACGAUUUUCAAUCGAAUAG
Messenger RNA from Rotaria sp. Silwood1, 738 nucleotides. Lineage: Eukaryota; Metazoa; Rotifera; Eurotatoria; Philodinida; Philodinidae. The record is from the annotation of a GenBank genome assembly.